AUGAGUCGUGCGUCAAUCUCGUCGCGGAGAAGUUAUACCCAGUCGAGCCCCGAACGCACCGGAAGUUUCUUGUCCAGUAUCCUCUCCGAUGACCGAAAUACGGAACUCAGCCACCGCGAUGCACUCUUCGCAGCGCAGCUCGAGCACGAGCGCGUCCGCAUAGCAGCCCUACGUGUGCUGGAAAUUGACCAGCUGGAGGAGUCCAAGCAGAAGAUUCUGGCCGAGCAGGAGAAAGAGAAGGAGCGGUUAAAAGAGCACGAGCUCGUCGAGGAGGAGAAGCGAUUACGGGCUCUUCGAGCGCAGAAAGUCCCAAAACCUCCUCCGGAACCCGAGCCCGUUCCUGAACCCCCCAUCCUCCCCUACACUCCAAAGAACAGCCCCCACCGCGGCUCAACCGCAGACAACCGCUCAGCAACCCGCCGGUUCCUUAUUCUCACGACCCUCCGCCACCACAUCUCAGCAACCUCUUACAAAUGGGCAGCCAGCAGCCCAAGCGGCGCGCAGCCCUUUGGCCAACCGCCAGCUGCAGCACCAAUAAAGCCGGCGCCUCAACUCCAGCCCAACGGAACCGCGCCUACAGCGGCGUCCUCCGCGGCCCAGGCUCAACAGCCCGCACAAGCUACGUUAGCCCCACCUGAUAGACAUCUCCAGAUCCACCAGGGGCUCAAAACACUCAGACGGAAGCUAGAGGAGAUGGCCAAGCCUGCUGGCUCGCCUCUAAAGGGUAAGAUGGGUGAUUUGCGACGAGAGAUACGAAAGUCCAUGGGCCAGCUCACGGGAGGCAAAGGAGCCAACGCCACACCGCUGAAGAAGAUCAAAACCUGUCUUCAAAUGUCUUUGAGCGGCGAACUCCCCAGUCCGCUCAUCAACGUUGCUAGUUUCGUUACGGACCAGCGUGAACCACAGCAAGAUGCGGUCUACAACGGCGAGCAGAUGCCAUCUCUCUUCAUCUACCUCCUCAACAUCUUUUCCAAGGCAGUGAUUAACCAGUUUAUCAAUGAGUGCGGCGCGAACCCCAAGGCUGCCGAUCCCAUCGGUGUCAUGGCUGCCCACAUAUUCUCCGACAAAGACUUCCAGUGGCGAGGCAAGUCGCUCAUCGACAUCCUUAUCGCUAAAUUCAGGAAAUCCUGCCCAGUCCUCUUCGGCAUUCGAGGCAGUGACAAGACGGUACAAGGCAGAGCCUUGAUAGGAUGGCGGAAAGACGGCGGCGGCUGGAUGCCGGAACAGAUGCACUACGACAGGAUGUCAGGCCUCGGUGCCGGGUUCGCAGCCAUUUCUCUAAGAGACUUUAGCAAAGCCAACAAGGCCAACCCGUACCCUUCCUCCAACUACUGGCGGGCGAUCUCCGGAAUCGUCAACACGCAGCCUGCUGAAAUUUCCGAUACUCAAUACAUCGUUCUCAAGGCCAUGAUCGAUGGCCACGAGCAGCGAUUCAUCCAGUUUUUCGGCAAUGCGGCCAUUGCCGCCCUACAGGUCGCGCUUAUGGAGUUCCCCAAGAAGUCGCCCAAGAGCGUGGCAGCCGGGGCGCUCCAGGUCCAUGGCCAGGUCCUCCGCGACGAAAAGGGACUUUAUAUUGGAUGA
Messenger RNA from Parascedosporium putredinis, 1581 nucleotides. The record is from the annotation of a GenBank genome assembly. NCBI's taxonomy places the organism in Eukaryota, Fungi, Ascomycota, Sordariomycetes, Microascales, Microascaceae.